UCUAUUCAAACCAAAUAUGGUUUAAAAAAAGAAUAUGAAAAAUUAGAAAAUGAAUCUCAAGAAAUAAAAAUAAAACUCGAAAAAGAACAAGAAAAAAGAGAAAAAGAACAAAAAGAAAUGCAAGAAAAAUAUGAAAACUUAAGAAAUGAAGCUCAAAAUU
Molecule: messenger RNA, 160 nt
Organism: Racocetra persica
Lineage: Eukaryota; Fungi; Glomeromycota; Glomeromycetes; Diversisporales; Gigasporaceae
Source: the annotation of a GenBank genome assembly